GCACGAGUCUCUUUUCCUCUCACCUCCCCACCCCGCUCUCGAGAGUCUAUGGGCGGAGGAGUUUUCCAAGCGCCGGAAACUUGUCCGAAAGUUCCGAGAAACCCCCUCCGCUCACCCGCCAACUCCCCCCUCGCCCCACAGCGACCCGCCUGUUUGCCAUCAGCAGCGCUUUUAACGGUUUCGACGUCGCGCAGAGUUGAAAUUGAGGGAGGGGGCCAUGUCCGGCGCCUCCAACGUCGCCGCUAUGAAGAAAGUAGUGCAACAGCUGCGGCUCGAGGCCAGCGUGAGCCGCGUGAAGGUUUCACAAGCUGCAGCUGAUCUGAAGCAGUUUUGCCUUCAAAAUGCACAUCAUGAUCCUUUAUUAACAGGAGUUUCAUCAAGUACAAAUCCAUUCAGACCACAGAAAGUCUGUUCUUUUCUCUGAUUUGACCUAACAACUUUUCCUAGCUGAUUAUGUUGAAUAUGGAAAUGAAACAAGAUGGCUUGGAACCUGUACAGAAACUUUGUAUUAAUGUGCCAACUUUGAGCUUGUAAAAUUGCUAUUGUUUCAAACCCCUUUAAAAUCUACCUCUCUAACAAGCUGUAUGCUAGUUGCUAUUACUCUAUCCUGAGGGAAUCAAUUUUAUAUUCAAGCAAUAAAGGGUUGACAUGAUUUUGAACGUUAGCGUAAAAUAUUUGAACUUGUCCUAAUACUCUGAAUUGUGUAUCCAAAACUUCACUUAUUCUAAAAAUAUUGUAAAAGUUAGUGCAUUUUGUAAAAAAUAUUCCUGCUUUUCCAAAACAAUAGCAUCUUUAAACAAAUUAAUGGUUUACAGUCAAUAUAGUUCUUGUUCUUUCUACUUUAGUUAUUAUGUAGUCAUAACUAAUUUGGAGUAAGCUGUAUUUGCCUCUAGAAGCAUCCUAAAUUGUGAAUAUCCUUCUAUAAAACUAAAUAAAUACAUGCCUUGUUAUACACUA
Messenger RNA from Pseudonaja textilis, 957 nucleotides. It is a transcript of the gene GNG5, whose product is annotated as G protein subunit gamma 5. The record is from RefSeq and is a predicted model, not a curated record. Lineage: Eukaryota; Metazoa; Chordata; Lepidosauria; Squamata; Elapidae. Gene Ontology annotation, cellular component: heterotrimeric G-protein complex. Gene Ontology annotation, biological process: G protein-coupled receptor signaling pathway. Gene Ontology annotation, molecular function: G-protein beta-subunit binding.